Molecule: messenger RNA, 3121 nt
Organism: Vespa mandarinia (Asian giant hornet)
Lineage: Eukaryota; Metazoa; Arthropoda; Insecta; Hymenoptera; Vespidae
Gene: bw
Product: brown
Biological process (GO): transmembrane transport
Cellular component (GO): plasma membrane
Molecular function (GO): ATP binding; ATP hydrolysis activity; ABC-type transporter activity
Source: RefSeq, a predicted model, not a curated record
AAAAUAAUGAUACUUAUUUUUUUCUUUCUCUUUUCCAAAUUGACUUACAUAUAUGAAAAUUAAUAUUGAUAAAUUUUUAUUAAGACAAUGAGAAUACGUUCUUCUUCCAAUCUAAUCUCAGUCGUCUGAGAUAAUUAGAUCACAAUAGAAAUCUUUUAAAAUUCCAAUUUUCUAUAAAUAUCAAUUUUAUUAGAUCAGGCGUGCAAACGAAUGAACUGAAAAAUUAUUUAAUAAAAAUAAAACUAAUUUAUAAUCCAUGGAUUACAUAUAAUAAAUAAUUUACAUACUAAUUGCAUGUUCUAUUUAUAUACUUAUAUAUUUUUCUACAUUCGAUUAAUUUUUCACGUAUCAUAGAGCUGCAAGUUUGUUGCAUAACGCUUUACAACCCACUAAGUUAUAGAUAACUCUCUCCUUCAUCUUUUUCCUUGCAAUAUCGCAAAUUAGCUGGUGAACGUAUAAUACAUACAUACGCAGUCUUGAAUUACACAUUUGCCUUUUGAUUAUCCUUCUAACACGUUCGUCCUGUCUUUAUAAUUUUAUAAGUCUUAUCUUAACACUUCCUUUUUGUUUUCGAACAAAAAACAAUCGGAAGUCAAAAUUGAACAGGACAUCUCAUCAAUUGAUCUUUUAUAUUUUGCUGUUCGUUCAACGAUUAGAACAUUAAAAUGCAAACUAAAAUCAAGUAUUCGAGUGCAUCAGAAAAUUCUGAAAAAAACUUCAAUUUGAUGUGGAAAAAUAUAUCUUUCGCCGUGAAAAAGAAAAUAAAUCAAAAUUACUUAAAGAGUUUCCUCGGAUUAGACAGAUGCGAAUAUAUUCGUAUUUUGAAUGGAGUAAAUGGUAUUAUUCAAUCUGGAACAUUGAUGGCUAUCAUGGGUCCGAGCGGAGCUGGAAAAACAACUCUUCUUGCGACGUUAAGCCAACGAAUAAAAGGCGAAAUCGAGGGUGAAAUUUUAUUGAACGGGAGAUCAAUUAACAAGAAAGAAAUGAUUCAAAUAUCUGGUUAUGUGCCUCAACAGGAUCUUGUUGUUGAAUCAUUGACCGUUCAGGAACACAUGGAAUUUAUGGCAUGUAUGAAGAUGGAUCGAAGGUAUCAUGCAGGUUUAAGAAAAUUAAGAAUAUCUGCACUUUCGACGGAAUUGACAUUGAUCAAUUGUGUUAAUUCAAAAUUGUCAGCAUUGUCUGGUGGUGAAAGGAAGAGAAUGUCCUUGGCAGUACAAUUAUUGACAGAGCCCAGUAUUCUCUUUUGCGAUGAACCUACGACAGGUCUUGACAGUUAUGCAGCCAUGACAAUAGUGAAAACUCUUCAUGACGUUGCUACAAGGGGUAAAAUAGUUAUCUGUUCUAUACAUCAACCAGCUUCAGGUUUACUCGACAUUUUUCAUCAGCUUUUAUUAAUAUCCGCCAGUCGAGUUGCCUUUCAAGGCUCAAUAACCGACGCUAAAAAUUUCUUUGAUAGCUUAAAUCUACAUUGUCCACCAACUUACAAUGAUGCUGAGUUUUACGUGUCCCAAUUAUCUGUUAAACAUGAGAACGAGGAUGACAAUUCUAAGAAGGUGAAAUGGAUCUGUGAUCGAUAUGAAAAAUCAAUUUACGGAGAAAAAGUUUUAUCUUUGAUCAGAAAUAACCACGAAUAUGUUAAAGAUAUUAAUAAUUUAUCAAUAAUAUUUUCGGAUAAUGUAUUAUCGAAAAAUGAUUUUAAAAAGAUCAGAACAUUAACUCAAAUCAAAUGGCUACUUUGGCGAACUUACAUCGAUUACAAGAGAAAUUUCUUUUCUAUACUCCUACGAUUUAUAUUUUAUUUGUUUAUAGGUAUUAUUAUAUCUUUACCAUACAUAAAUGUAACUAAGGAAAUUGAUCAAAGUAGUAUACAAAAUAUGCAAGGUCUCAUUUAUCUAAUCGUAGUGGAAACAAUAUUCAUGUUUAAUUACGCCUAUUUUUAUACAUUCCCAAGUGAAUUGCCAUUACUUUUGCGUGAAAUCGCAGCGACCUUGUACGAUCCAACAUCAUAUUACAUCAGUAAAGUUCUAAUUAUGAUUCCAGGUACCAUAUUUCAACCAUUUUUAUAUGCCGGAAUAAUUUAUCUUAUCACCGGAUUGAAAAGUGGAUUAUUUGAUUUUUUUUAUUUCAUUAUACCAAUUAUUUUCUGUGCCUUUGCUGCUUCCGCUUUUGGACUCUUGAUGUCAGCAUCCUUUAAUUCAAUAGAGACAGCUUCUUUGGUAUCCGUACCAAUCGAUUUCCUAAAUCUUUUGUAUUCUGGCAUCUUCUUACAUCUUGGAAACUUAUCGCCACUAAUAUCAUGGUUAAGAUAUUUAUCAAUAUUUUAUUAUGGUUUGGAAGCUGUUUCUUUGGUGCAAUGGAAAAAAAUUGAUCAUAUAGAUUGUUUAUCAGAUCCAGAAAUAUCUUGCAUCUCUACUGGGUUAAAAGUUCUUGAUAAAUAUGGUUACAUAAUCGAUCAUUAUUACAUUGAUUUAUUAGGUCUUUUAAUAAUAUGUCUUGUCUGUCAUUUUGUCAGUUUUUUGAUACUUCGUUGUAAAAGUCAAAAGGCACCGGUUUAUUAGAAAUUAUAUAUAUAUAUAUAUAUAUAUAUAUAUAUAUAUAUCAUCGUUAUGAAUUAUUUAUAAUAUAACAUUAAAUAAUAAUAACAAUUAUACAGAGGGAAGAAUAAAAUUAAUGCAUAACUUGAUCUUUACAAUUGCCUACCUAAUCAACAAAUUAAUUCUAAUCGUAAAAUUUAUACCAAUUACAUCAUAUUUGACUAAUACUAGUUAUCUUACUUUUUCUAAUAUGUCUAGUUUUUUCUUUUAAGAUAAAAGACUUACUCUCCUGGUUCUUUUAACUCCAAGGUAUCCAACGAUAGACAUGACGAUUGUUAACAUUAUCAUUCCACAUAAAUCCAAGAUAAAGUUCGACCCAAUAUAACCAUACUCAUAUAAAACUUCCGUUCCAUUUUCUAAACAUGGUAAUCCUUCGCCUAGUUCACAAUCUAAAAUAUCACGUUUACGUUCCUCUAAUCUUCGUUAUCAUCAUUACACAAAGGAAAAAAAAAAAAAAAAAAAAGAAAAAAAAGUAAUACAUAAAAAAUUUCUUACCAAUUUUAUCAACGUGAGACCAAUAAAUUAUU